AUGGGCGAGAGCCGCGGGGGCGGGGAAACUAGAAGCAGCAGCGAGUGCGAAAUCAAGUCCCCGCGUGGAGUGGUUGACGCCGCCGUGAGGACUGUUGCUGGUUCCGCGGAGCACAUCGCGGGAUCAUCAGAUAGACUCCUCAGCGACGACGGAAGCAGCGUCCCUAGCCGUGACAAUACGAGCGCGCCGUCGUCGUCUUUCCCGCGCGUCGUCGAAGUCGUGACCUUCGCGGAGCCCGGACCUCGCUCCGACGUGCCCGGCAUGCGUCUGCAGCUACAGACGGCCCCCAACCCGCUAGGGCCGCGGUCCAUGGCUCUCGACGGGCUGUCGCGGUACGAGCUGGUCGAGGCGGUGAAGCGGCUCCAGGCGGACCACGAAAACUACAGACGCGAAGGUAAUGACAUCCGCCGCGGCUCGUACGAGGUGAAACAACUCGGCGCGUCGCGUCUCAGUUGCCACAGCCGCAAAGCGCAUCCUGCCACUCUCCGCGUCUCUCCCCUCUGGCCUCACCCGCAUUCUGUCAUCGUCGCGCACGUCACAGCGCACACGUCACAGCGCGCAUGUCACAGCGCGCACGUCACAGCGCAUACGUCACAGCGCGCAUGUCACAGCGCGCACGUCACAGCGCAUACGAACAAGGCGGCGGAGAUGAUGUACGGGUGGCGCGAGGACGAGGCGGUGGGGCGGCCGAUCAUGGAGGUGACGCCGGCGGACACGACGGUGCAGCAGGCGGAGGAGAUUUUUGGCGCGCUCAGCAAAGGGGAGGUGUGGACCGGCGAGUUCCUCGUCAGGCGCAGAGACGGCUCGCCCUUUCCCGCCAUGGUGACGGACACGCCGAUUCUGGAUCCGGCGGGGCAGCUGGUGGGGGUGAUAGGCGUGUCGGCGGACAUCAGCGAUCUCAAGCGCAAGGAGGGCGAGAUCCGCGCGCUCAACGCGGCGCUGGAGGAGCGCGUCGUGGAGCGCACGGAGCAGCUGCAGCGCAGCAACGAGGCGCUGCGGCGAGAGAUUGAGGAGCAUUUGCGCGCGAGGGAGCACCUGCAGCGAUGCAUCGAAGACUUGGAGCAAUCGCGCAGCCGCAUAUCGCAGCAGUCGGCGGUGCUGGAGCGGAUGGUGGCGGAGCUGCGCGAGGCGCGCACGGAGGCUGAAUCCGCGAACCGCCUCAAGUCGCAAUUUCUGGCGUCCAUGAGCCACGAGAUCCGCACCCCCAUGAACGGCGUGCUCGGCAUGACGCGGCUGCUGCUGUCGACGCCGCUGUCGGAGGAGCAGCACGGGUUCGUGGACACGAUUCGCAGCAGCGGCGACGCGCUGCUGGCGAUCAUCAACGACAUUCUGGAUCUGAGCAAGAUCGAGGCGGGCGAGCUGGAGAUGGAGCACCGCGACUUCGACGUCACCGCGUGCGUCGAGGACAGCGUCAACCUGCUCGCGGUGCGAGCCAUGGAGAAGCACAUAGAGCUGGUGAGCGAGGUGGACGAGAGCGUGCCGCGCGUCGUGAGGAGCGACGCGGCACGGCUGCGGCAGGUGCUGGUGAACAUCAUCUCCAACGCCACCAAGUUCACGCACCACGGGGAGGUGCACGUCUCCGUCUCCGCCCACUGCCUCGGCGACUGCCCCGACAUGCUCCAGCCUGCCGCUGCCUGCACACCCGCGCAUGGCGCCGUGCUUGGCCAAGGAGCCACGGAUGCCCCAGCAGAAGACCAGCAGCACUCUGACAGCAGCAGCGGCGGCGGCAGCAGCAACAGUGGGGGCGGGUGGGGCGGCAGGGGUUUGAGAGACACAGGGCGGGGCCUGGGGCCGGGCGAGGUGGAGCAGGCGCUAUCUGCGGGGUACCGGUGGCACCGGCUGGUGGUGCGCGUGCGCGACACGGGCAUAGGGAUCGCCGCGGACCGCCACGACCGGCUGUUCAAGCCGUUCUCACAGGUGGACGCGUCCACGACGCGGCAGUACGGCGGCACGGGGCUGGGGCUGGCGAUCUCACAGCAGCUCGUGGAGCUCAUGGGCGGCCGCAUCUGGGCCGAGAGCGCCGGGCUGGGCCACGGGGCUACCUUCUCCUUCUAUAUCACUGCACUCGCACUGCCCUUCCGCCCCCGCUGCACCCCACGUGGGGUGUGUGUGGGGGAACCUGUUGAGGGCCAUGUGGGGCCUGUGGGGCAGGUGGGGCCUGUGGAGCCUGUGGGGCCACCUAUGCCCCCUGUGCGGCCAUUGGUGCCUGAGGUAGAUGCUCAACCCCCCGGGGCUGUGCCUGCAGGGAAGGCUGGUGAAGGGGUCUCCUCUGCUCCCAAGCUGCUGUUCAGCCGAGCCGCAACAGCCAGCCGCGCCACCACCACCACCACCAACACUGACAGCAGCAGGUGCACGACAGGGGAGCAGUGGGACCGUGACUCUUCACCCCCCCUCCUCUCACCUCGCCGAAUCGCCCGCAGUGCGUCGGUGCCGUGGCAGGGCCCCUCCGCCUCCUCCCCCUGCAUCCCCGCGUGGCUCAUCGACUCGGGCAAGCGCUGCCGCGUGGAGGCUGCUCUGGGGGAGGGGGGAGUGGCUGGUGUGGGGGAGGCGAGUGUGGGCGCGCUGGAGGUGGGGCUCAGCAGGGUGGCCCUGCUGGGGGCAGGUGACGUGGGCAGGCGGGAGCAGGGCGGGGGUGACGCGAGUGUGGCGCUCGCACAGGGAAGUGGGGACGCCACACACAUGCUGCUAGACCAGUGUGACGGUGAUGCCGUCAUGCAGCAGCACAAGCACCAGCAGCAGCAACGCGGUAUGAAAUUCUCCUCCCAUGCGUAUGCUCAUGCGCAUGUCCACCAGGGGAAUUUGAGCAGCAGCCAGCUGGCGUCGCCGCCCGCGUGGGUGAUGGCGUGGCAUGAGACUGCCGCCCGGUGCAGCGGGCGGCAGGCGAUGGUGGUGGUGGCGCACGCAGCGACACGUGGCAUGCUGACGAGGCACCUGCAAGGGCUGGCCACAUCGCACGUCUCACCCCUUCCCUCCUCUGCUGCUUUAGUCCAUUGGUCAUCACCUCACCUUCUCGAAUCCCCCACAUCCCUUGCCCUCCUGCCACCCUCUCAUUCCCAUCUCAUUAUGACUCUCCCUUCUCCCUCCCUCCCACUCCCUUUUCCCCCUCUCCCCUCUCCCCUCUACCCCUCUCCCCCUAAAACCCUCUCCCCUUCUCCCCAUCUCCCCUUCUCCCCACUCUCCCCCUCUUCCCCUUCUACCCCUCCCCAUCCACCACCCCAGCUGCCGCACAUACGAGGAGUGCAGGUGGCGGCGCUGCCCCGCCCAGUGCGCCAGAUCGCCCUCAACCGCCUCCUCUCCGCACUCUUCCCCCCGCCACCACCCCUAUCCCCCCCCCGCCCCACCCUUCCUGCCAACCCUGCCUCCUCCGCCGAACCUUCCGCCGAGCCUGUCACCCAACCUGCUUCCGAGCCUGCCACGAUGGCUGAAAUAGAGGCGCCAGAAGGGGAGUGCAUGGAAGGGAGUGCACAUGGCGCAGCAAAGCGAGGGGCGGCUGGUGCAGUGCAGGGGGGGGUGGCGGGCAGAGCCAAGGGGGUGGCAGACGGGGCGGCGAGCAGGGCAGGUGGCACAAGGGAGUGCAGGGCAGGUGGCGCAAGCGUAAGGGAGUGCGGGGCGGAGCGAGCGGGGUUCCGAGUGGGGCUGGCCGAGGCACAUCCCCUGCGCAUACUGCUUGCGUACGACAACGUGGUGAAUCAGAAGGUAGCAACGAAGAUGCUAGCGCGCAUGGGGUACGAGUGCACCGUCGCCAACAACGGCCAUGAGGCCAUUCUCCGCCUGCAGGCCCACCCCUUCGACCUCGUGCUCAUGGACGUGCAGGUCAGCAGUGGGGAAGUGGAGACAUGCAUAAUGCACGGCACCUCACAACACCCUUGCCCUCCUCUUUCCUCCCCUCCCCCCUCUCUCUCCCCACUUCCCCCUCCCCAGAUGCCAGUACUGGACGGAAUAGAGGCCACGCGCCGCAUUGUCUCUCAGUGGCCUGUGUGGCGCCCUGCCUGCCCGCACCCGCCCAUCUUCGCGCUCACAGCCAACGUGUUGGAGACAGACCGCGUGCGGUGCCUGGCGGCGGGCAUGGAGGGCUUCAUCGCCAAGCCCAUCCAUCUCAACGACCUUGUCCGCGCUGUUGAAUUCGGCAGUAACCGCCGCCGCCAGCAGGAGCAGCAACGGCAGGAGCAGGAGCGGGAGGAGCAUGGAGAGAGUUGA
This is a messenger RNA of Closterium sp. Yama58-4, 4197 nucleotides long. The record is from the annotation of a GenBank genome assembly. Lineage: Eukaryota; Viridiplantae; Streptophyta; Zygnematophyceae; Desmidiales; Closteriaceae.